AUGGCCGACAACAAAUGGGAGCGCACUCGUAUUCCUCGAAUCGCGCUUUCUGAACUCAUACACGAAGAAUCGCCCGAAAGUUUCGGCGAACAGAUCCGCGAUACGAUCUUUGCCGACAUACAGUCAGACUCGAGUCCUCGCGUCCACGGAUCUCCUCAUGAACGCUGGUUUCGGAGCGUUGCUCAAGGUCCUGACGCCGUCAGAGUCAAAAUCACGAACGACAGACUGAAAGGUCGCCUUAUCGUGUGGAAGAAGGGCAAACCUUUCGACCCAGCCAGCCUUUUCUUCCGCUCUGUUGAUACCUCGAGGCUCCUCCCUAUGGCGCUGGCAGAUUAUCGGAUCCAAUGGUACGCGUCGAAGGGCUUUUGGGAAUGGUUAGAAGGGCGCAAGACACCGGGAAACCAGGACCCGAAGAAGUUUUGGAAGAUGAUCUCCGUGACUGCGAUCCUCUUCGAACUUCUCGUCAUUCGGAACAUGCACGAUUACGGUGGCGGGGACAUUCCGGUCAUUGUCGUGAACUGGUCUGGCGAGCAGCUCGACAGGGCGACGGCGUACUGGGUGGAGUUGAGCAAAGACGAAUGGACAAAAGAGCAGGAACGGCGAUACAACGAGAUGGACGAGAUGUCCUGCCGGCGUUCGAAUCCGUGCUUCUACCAAGUGGACCUACUCUGA
This is a messenger RNA of Cyclocybe aegerita, 672 nucleotides long. The record is from the annotation of a GenBank genome assembly. Lineage: Eukaryota; Fungi; Basidiomycota; Agaricomycetes; Agaricales; Hemipholiotaceae.